AUAUGUUUAUGAAACAUUUUCCAAUAUAUUAUGAUAAGAAGUCGAUGGUGGCUGCAAGCAACCGCUGAGAUUGGUUUUGGGGGUUGACACGUCCCGUUUAUCUUCCACACUCAGUUCCCACCUUUCCACCUUUCCUUCUCAGUCACACACACUCACACCGAGUUGUGUCGAGUUGUGUCAAGUGUGAACUCAAAACAUCUCUCUCAAUCUCUCUCCCUGUUUAGGUUUUGUUUUGGAGUGGUGUUGCUAUCUCUAUAGCUCCAUGAACUUUUUCUGACACAACCCAACCCAAGAGGAGGAGGGGGAUGAGGAAGAAGAUCGAAGAAGAACAAGAUAUGUUGCUUGGAAAACGUCCUCGGGCACCGAUUAUGAAAAGAACUACAAGCAUGAGUGGUGGUUUGGCCGUGGAAACCAAAACAACCAACGAGGAAGUAGUAGUCAUGUCUGAUUCGCAACAUGAUGAGGUGGCCGCUAACAACAAACUCGUCGAUCCACAUGUUGUUGUUGCCAUGGGAACACCAAAUAAUAAUGAAUUCGUGCCUGACCACACCAAACAUGUUUCUGAGGCCAAAGGAUCAUAUGUAUAUGCUGAUCGUUUGAUGGGCAUCAACAUGAGCAUGCCCCUUUCUCCCACAACCUCAAAUAAUCAUCGUCACACUCACAUCCACAACCAUACAACAAACACUAACAACAUACACACUACUUCUCACUUUCUUCGGACUUGUGGCCUCUGCAACUGUCAUUUGGCACCUGGUCGAGACAUCUAUAUGUAUAGGGGGGAUGCAGCAUUUUGCAGUUUGGAGUGUAGGGAGAAGCAGAUGAAGCAGGACCAGAGAAAAGAGAAGUGGAAGGCGGGGUCUAACAAGGAGCACCACCGUGCAUCACCACCCGGCGCCACCGCGAAGGCUUCUUGUAAUUGAAGGGUUGGAAAGGUCAUUGCACAAUUAUAAGGUGAAAGAGUAUAAUAAUAGCAGUAUAUAUUUGAGGAGAAAAUUAAGAAAGAAAGAAAGAAAGAAAAAGGCCGAGCAAGCUAAUUAAUUGGAGCCUCGUGUCAUGUGCACUUACGACAAGGCUAGCUGUCACAUAUAUUCCGCCAUCCCUCUCAAUUUCAUCUAUGGUUCUUAAUUUCACACCUACGUUACUAGUUCGUCCUUAUUGACAUAAUUCUGCUAGGAAUUAAGUUGUACAAAAUUAAGGUGUGGUGUUGCUGUAUUAUGCCUAUGUCAAUUUUAAUCUUUCUAUCUAAAAUUCCCCCUACAUCUAGUUUAUUACAUGCCCUUUCCUUGGUGUGGUUGCUGUAUUUAACUCAAACCGUUACAAACAAAAAAAACAAGGAUUUAACGUUUGUAGUUUCUGCUUCGUGAUUUGCUAAUGGAAAGGCCAAUUGAGAGUGUUUCUGAUA
Messenger RNA from Glycine soja, 1402 nucleotides. Its product is annotated as FCS-Like Zinc finger 6-like. The record is from RefSeq and is a predicted model, not a curated record. The coding region runs from base 306 to 920 and encodes 204 amino acids. NCBI's taxonomy places the organism in Eukaryota, Viridiplantae, Streptophyta, Magnoliopsida, Fabales, Fabaceae. The transcript has 2 exons.